This is a messenger RNA of Populus trichocarpa (black cottonwood), 1881 nucleotides long. Its product is annotated as cyprosin. Gene Ontology annotation, molecular function: aspartic-type endopeptidase activity. The coding region runs from base 67 to 1611 and encodes 514 amino acids. The transcript is spliced from 13 exons. The record is from RefSeq and is a predicted model, not a curated record. Gene Ontology annotation, biological process: proteolysis; lipid metabolic process. Lineage: Eukaryota; Viridiplantae; Streptophyta; Magnoliopsida; Malpighiales; Salicaceae.
AUUUCCUAGCAAUUUUUAAUUUCCUCGGCUUCUCCCUCUCCUCUGGUUCACAGUCUCGACUCAGCUAUGGGUACUCAGUUCACUGCUAUUUGGAUGGCUCUUCUCCUUUCGUUCCCGGUGGUUUUGUCCGCACGCGAUGAUGGGCUGAUGAGAAUUGGACUAAAGAAGAAGAAAUUGGAUCACCUCGGUCGUCGGGUUGUACCUGGAUCAGUCAACUUCAUUCCCAAGGAAGAGGGAGGAGGAGCUUCCAAACCUGCAGCUACCAAAAAGUAUUACAAUAUCGGGGAAACCGAAGCCGAUAUUGUUGCACUAAAAAACUACUUGGAUGCUCAGUAUUAUGGUGAAAUUGCUAUUGGCACACCUCCUCAAACUUUCACCGUUAUAUUUGAUACAGGAAGCUCUAAUCUUUGGGUGCCCUCGUCAAAAUGUUAUUUCUCGCUUGCUUGCUAUUUCCAUUCCAAGUAUAAGUCCAGUGCGUCAACAACCUACGUCAAGAAUGGCACCUCUGCUGCAAUUCAAUAUGGAACUGGUUCAAUUUCUGGUUUCUUUAGCCAGGACAGUGUUGAAGUUGGUGAUCUUGUUGUUAAGAAUCAGGGUUUUAUCGAGGCAACAAAAGAACCAGGUGUCACGUUCUUGGCUUCCAAGUUUGAUGGUAUACUUGGACUUGGGUUUCAAGAAAUCUCAGUUGGAAAUGCUGUUCCAGUUUGGUACAAUAUGGUUAAUCAAGGUCUUGUUAAGGAAAAAGUUUUUUCAUUUUGGUUGAACCGCAAUGUUGAAGGGGAAGAAGGGGGAGAAAUUGUGUUUGGUGGGGUGGAUCCUAAUCAUUACAAGGGCGAGCACACAUAUGUUCCUGUGACUCAUAAGGGGUAUUGGCAGUUUGAUAUGGGAGACUUGUUGAUUGGCACUGAAACAACUGGUUUGUGUGCUGGUGGGUGUAAAGCAAUUGCUGAUUCUGGAACCUCUUUGCUGGCGGGUCCAACAACUGUGAUCACUCAAAUUAAUAAUGCGAUUGGAGCCUCUGGCAUUGUAAGUGAAGAAUGCAAGACGGUGGUUGCACAAUAUGGGAAAAUUAUACUGGAAAUGCUGGUGGCUCAGGCUCAACCACGAAAGGUGUGCUCUCAAAUUAGCUUCUGUACUUUUGAUGGGACUCAGGGUGUCAGUAUGAACAUUGAGAGUGUGGUAGAAGAAAACUCAGACAAAUCAUCAGAUGGUCUGCAUGAUGCCAUGUGUACUGCUUGUGAGAUGAUGGUUGUAUGGAUGGAGAAUCGGCUCAGGCUUAAUGACACUGAAGAUCAGAUUCUUGAUUACGUGAAUAAUCUCUGUGACCGAUUGCCCAGUCCAAAUGGAGAAUCAGCAGUUGAAUGUAGCAGUCUAUCCUCCAUGCCCAGUAUCUCAUUUGAAAUUGGUGGUAAAUUAUUUGAACUGUCACCUGAGCAGUAUGUACUUAAAGUGGGAGAAGGAGUUUCAGCUCAAUGCAUCAGUGGAUUUACUGCUUUAGAUGUUCCUCCUCCUCAUGGACCCCUAUGGAUCUUGGGAGAUGUUUUCAUGGGACGGUAUCAUACAGUGUUUGACUAUGGGAACCUGACAGUUGGAUUUGCUGAUGCAGCUUAAAGUGAAUUGUCACCUCGGCGUCUCGUAGUUUCACUGCCACUGACAUUUGUAUUGGUAUUAGCUUGACUGUUUGCACGACUUUAUAGUUUAUACACUGCUGUUUGUAAAUAAAUGUGUAAUGGAAAGAGUUCUGUGCCAUCUUCACAAUGAUCUGUGAACCUAGUUUGAACUUGAAGAUGGAAGAGAGUGGGUUUAAGGCUAUAUAAACAAUCCUGUCCCCUAAGGUAUGUAAUCAUCUCCUUCUUCAUAAGAAAAUAUCGUUCUUUUCAA